Molecule: messenger RNA, 764 nt
Organism: Sinocyclocheilus grahami
Lineage: Eukaryota; Metazoa; Chordata; Actinopteri; Cypriniformes; Cyprinidae
Product: intestinal mucin-like protein
Exons: 7
Coding region: 1-750 (249 amino acids)
Cellular component (GO): extracellular matrix
Molecular function (GO): protein binding
Source: RefSeq, a predicted model, not a curated record
AUGGAAGUCUGUGUCCAUAAUACCACAGUGUAUCAGCCUGGCUCAACUAUACCAAGCGAUGACCCUUGUACGCUUUGUCAGUGUGGUUGGAAUGUAGAUCCUGAAACAGAACUUCUUGCUCCAGAGUGUGUGAUAGCUGACUGCAACAAUAACUGUCCAGAGGGUCACGAGUACCAACUCAUUCCUGGUCAGUGCUGUGGAGAGUGUGUUAGCACCGAUUGUGUGGUUAUGCAUGACAACAUCACAGUUACCGUUUCAGUUGACCACAUAUGGCAACCAUCUAAUGACAAAUGUGUGAAAUACAAGUGUGAGAGAGUCAACGGUAACUCAGUGACAGUUGAGAUUAAGACCACUUGCCCUGCCUUCAAUCCUGAGAAUUGUAUCCCUGGAACAGAGACAAUAGAUGCAGAUGGCUGCUGUCAAACCUGUACACUGGACAACAAAUGUAAUGUCCAGAAGAACAGCACCUUCAUGGCCAGUAAUGGCUGUAUAAGCAGCACACUUGUGGAAAUAACCUCUUGCUCAGGCUUGUGUGAGACCUCAUCAAUAUACUCUGCAGAAGCGAACGCUCUUGUGCACUCAUGCUCGUGCUGUCAGGAAAUGACAACCACCAAGAAGGAAGUGACCCUGACUUGCCCCGAUGGGUCAAACAUCAGCCACACUUACAUUUACAUUGAGUCUUGUGGCUGCAAGGCCUCCGAUUGCUCUGGUCAGUCGACUUCCUUAAGGAGACGCCGAAGGAGAUUGUGAACCUGCGUUCUUAA